AUGAGUAAAACAACUAUCACGGAGACGACUCUAACCGAGUUGAUUGAAAAUUCUCCCAGGUUGCGGAAUGUGAAACAGAAGUUAUCAAAGCAUAAACAUGGGUCAAGAGAAUACUAUCAGGCUCUAUAUUCGAACUUGGUAUUAGCGAAAAGCGCCAAUUACAAAGAGUAUAUCAGACAGCAAAGUGUGCCAUUACCGGGCACGGAUCAUGUCAAAGGGUUCAGUGCCAUUUAUCGUAACAGUAUUUCUCCAGAGAAGCUUGUAUCCGCGAUAGACAGUAAUUUGAAUACAGGUUACAAAUUAUUCUCAAUGGCAGCUGAUAUAUUCGCCGAUAAUGAUUGUCUUGGUGAAAGAGUGUACGAUAAGUCGACUGGCAAAUGGUCAGAUCAUUACGUUUGGGAAUCCUAUAAACAGGUUCAAAAAAGAUCUAGGGAUCUUGGAGCAGGUAUCAUUUCUUUGGUCAAUGGGAGAAGAAAUAAACCUUUUGAUUCUACGGAUUUUAUCGUUGCUAUCAUGUCAACGAAUUGUAAAGAAUGGAUCUUGACAGACUUGGCUUGUCAAACAUUUAGUUUGGCCAAUACUUCAUUGUACACUACAUUAGGAGAAGAAACUUCUGAGUACAUCAUGAACUUGACCGAAUCUCCAGUUCUUGUUGUACAAAGUUCAAACUUGCUGAAAGUAUUGUCUUAUGUCCCACAGUUGAAAAAUCUCACUACUUUGAUCAGUAUUGACGACUUGAGUGAUUCAGAAUUAAGGAACAUUAAUGAAAACUUUUUAGAUGGUGUUAAACUUUUCACUUUGAAACAAGUGGAACGAAUUGGAUCUUUACUCAAACUUGAUCCAAUCCCUCCAACUCCGGAUUCUCUUUAUACAAUUUCAUUCACUUCUGGAACCACUGGUAUGCCAAAGGGAGUUGAGUUAUCCCACAAGCAUCUUUCAUCUGCCGUGGCAUUCGGAAAAUCAAACUUUGACCUACCUUCUGUGGAACUGACGAAGACGAAGCAACAUUAUGAGCUUUGUUUCCUUCCUUUAGCUCAUAUUUUACAAAGGGAACUUACAGCAAUCUCGUUGUCGUCCGGAUUUGGUUGCGGCUUCAUGCAUAUUCCGGACCCCAGUUAUUUGACAGAGUGCUUACGAAUUUUGAAACCAACUAUCAUGGGAGUUGUUCCAAGAAUAUUGACUAAGAUGGAAUCUGGGAUCAAAAACUCUUUGAACAGUGACGAGGUAUCCAUGAUAACUAAAAACAUUGCACACAAUAUAUUGGAUGCGAAAUUAAGCCGUUUUCAAAGUAGGGGUGGACCAGACGAUUCUUUGAUAAACUCAUUUGUUUACCAUAAGAUUUUGAUUGACAAGAUUAGGCACCAAUUGGGAUUUGAUAAUUUGGAGAUCAUGAUUAUCGGUUCUGCACCUGUCUCUAAUGAAACUUUGAUGUUCAUGAGAAGUUGUUUGGAUAUCGGUAUUAAACAAGGUUACGGUCUUACGGAGACAUUUGCGGGGUUAUGUAUCGCUGAAACUUAUGAACGUGAUGUUGGUUCUUGCGGUGCCCCUGGUGUAUGUUGUGAAAUCAGACUAAAAUCGGUGCCAGCCAUGGGGUACGAUGCUGAAAAAGAACUGAAAGGUGAGAUUCUCACCAGAGGUCCUCAAUCCGUCAUACAGUACUACAAGAAUCCAGAUGCCACUAAGGCUGCCAUUGACAAAGAGGGGUGGUUCAGCACUGGUGAUAUUGGUUUUAUUGAUAAGAAGGGUAGAAUUCAUAUCAUUGACCGUGUAAAGAAUUUCUUCAAACUAGCACAAGGUGAAUAUAUUGCCCCCGAGAAAAUCGAGAAUAGCUAUCUAUCGAAUUGUCCUGAAAUCACCCAAAUCUUCAUUCACGGUAAUUCGUUAGAAACAUUUUUGGUAGCUAUCAUCGGUAUAGAACCCGCUUCAUUACUGGAAACAUUAAGCAGUCAUUAUGGCGUGAAAAUGAAAGGACUAUUCCCCGAGGAAUUAGUUAAUAGGAUCAACUCUGAUAGAGCUCUCAAGGUAAAAGUUUUGACACUCUUGAAUCGUAACGUUUCAAAGUUGCAAGGAUUUGAAAAGGUUCAUAAUAUACACGUUGGUAUAGAGCCUUUAAAGAUCGAGGAUGAUAACAUAACUCCAUCCUUCAAAGUUAAGCGGAAUAAAUGUGCUAAAUUUUUCGAGGAUGAAAUCAAACGAAUGUAUAAGGAAGGAUCAUUGAUCAAAUCUAAUAAGUUGUGA
Molecule: messenger RNA, 2238 nt
Organism: Kluyveromyces lactis
Lineage: Eukaryota; Fungi; Ascomycota; Saccharomycetes; Saccharomycetales; Saccharomycetaceae
Gene: FAA2
Product: medium-chain fatty acid-CoA ligase FAA2
Exons: 1
Coding region: 1-2238 (745 amino acids)
Biological process (GO): long-chain fatty acid metabolic process
Cellular component (GO): membrane; endoplasmic reticulum
Molecular function (GO): long-chain fatty acid-CoA ligase activity
Source: RefSeq, a predicted model, not a curated record